GAGGGCGGUGAGGGCGGCGGGUGCCGGAGCGACGGCAGCGGCCGCGGCCGGAGGAGCAAUAGCAGCAGCCGUGGCGGCCACGGGGCGGGGCGCGGCGGUCGGAGACCGCGGCCGGGGCUGCAGGCGGCGGAGCGGCUGGCUUGCCAACACUUGGUGUCACAUGUGAGCCUCCCACAUGUAUUUACUCUCUAUUCCAGCUCUGUGAUUGAACUCUGCUCUUAUUGACUAGGGGACAAUUGGGCAGGCAUGCUUCAUUCCUGGAAUUGACAGUCAUUCCAUAAAUUGGAUUCCAUGGGUUCCAAGAGAAGAAGAGCUACCUCCCCUUCUAGCAGUGUCAGCGGUGAUUUUGAUGAUGGGCACCAUUCUGUGUCUACACCGGGCCCAAGCAGGAAAAGGAGGAGACUUUCCAAUCUUCCAACUGUUGACCCUAUUGCUGUGUGCCAUGAGCUUUAUAACACCAUCCGAGACUAUAAGGAUGAGCAAGGCAGACUACUCUGUGAGCUCUUCAUUAGGGCACCAAAGCGAAGAAAUCAGCCAGACUAUUACGAAGUGGUUUCUCAACCCAUUGACUUGAUGAAAAUCCAACAGAAACUAAAAAUGGAAGAAUAUGAUGAUGUUAAUCUGUUGACUGCUGACUUCCAGCUGCUUUUUAACAAUGCAAAGGCCUAUUACAAGCCAGAUUCUCCUGAAUAUAAAGCUGCUUGCAAACUCUGGGAUUUGUACCUUCGAACAAGAAAUGAGUUUGUUCAGAAAGGGGAAGCAGAUGAUGAAGAUGAUGAUGAAGAUGGGCAAGACAAUCAAGGCACCAUGACUGAAGGAUCUUCUCCGAGCUACUUGAAGGAGGUCCUGGAGCAGCUUCUGGAAGCCGUUGUUGUGGCCACAAAUCCAUCAGGACAUCUCAUCAGUGAGCUCUUCCAGAAACUGCCUUCUAAAGUGCAAUAUCCAGACUAUUAUGCAAUAAUUAAAGAACCAAUAGAUCUCAAGACCAUUGCCCAAAGGAUACAGAAUGGAACCUACAAAAGUAUUCAUGCAAUGGCCAAAGAUAUAGAUCUGCUAGCAAAAAAUGCCAAAACUUAUAACGAGCCUGGAUCUCAAGUAUUCAAGGAUGCAAAUUCAAUUAAAAAAAUAUUUUAUAUGAAAAAGGCAGAAAUUGAACAUCAUGAAAUGGCUAAGUCAAGUCUUCGAAUGAGGACUCCAUCGAAUUUGGCUACAGCCAGGCUGACAGGUCCUUCACACAGUAAAGGCAGCCUUGGUGAAGAGAGAAAUCCCAGUAGCAAGUAUUACCGUAAUAAAAGAGCAGUCCAAGGAGGUCGUUUAUCAGCAAUUACCAUGGCACUUCAGUAUGGCUCAGAAAGUGAAGAGGAUGCUGCUUUAGCUGCUGCACGUUAUGAAGAGGGAGAGUCAGAAGCAGAGAGCAUUACUUCCUUCAUGGAUGUUUCAAAUCCUUUUUAUCAGCUUUAUGACACAGUUAGGAGCUGUCGAAAUAACCAAGGGCAGCUAAUAGCUGAACCUUUUUUCCAUUUGCCUUCAAAGAAAAAAUACCCUGAUUAUUAUCAGCAAAUUAAAAUGCCCAUAUCGCUACAACAGAUCAGAACAAAGCUAAAGAACCAAGAAUAUGAAACUUUAGAUCAUUUGGAGUGUGAUCUGAAUUUGAUGUUUGAAAAUGCCAAACGCUAUAAUGUUCCAAAUUCAGCCAUCUACAAGAGAGUUCUAAAAUUACAGCAAGUUAUGCAGGCAAAGAAGAAAGAGCUUGCCAGGAGAGACGACAUCGAGGAUGGAGAUAGCAUGAUCUCUUCAGCCACCUCUGAUACGGGUAGUGCCAAGAGAAAAAGGAACACUCAUGACAGUGAGAUGUUGGGUCUCAGGAGGCUAUCCAGUAAAAAGAACAUAAGAAAGCAGCGAAUGAAAAUCUUAUUCAAUGUUGUUCUUGAAGCUCGAGAGCCAGGUUCAGGCAGAAGACUUUGUGAUCUAUUUAUGGUUAAACCAUCCAAAAAGGACUAUCCUGAUUAUUAUAAAAUCAUCUUGGAGCCAAUGGACUUGAAAAUAAUUGAGCAUAACAUCCGCAAUGACAAAUAUGCAGGUGAAGAGGGAAUGAUAGAAGAUAUGAAGCUAAUGUUCCGCAAUGCUAGGCACUACAAUGAGGAGGGCUCCCAGGUAUACAAUGAUGCUCAUAUCCUGGAGAAGCUACUCAAGGAUAAAAGGAAAGAGCUGGGGCCCCUGCCUGAUGAUGAUGACAUGGCUUCUCCCAAACUCAAGCUGAGUAGGAAGAGUGGCAUUUCUCCUAAAAAAUCAAAAUAUAUGACUCCAAUGCAGCAGAAACUGAAUGAAGUCUAUGAAGCUGUAAAGAACUAUACUGAUAAGAGGGGUCGCCGCCUCAGUGCUAUAUUCCUGAGGCUUCCUUCCAGAUCGGAGCUGCCUGACUACUAUCUGACCAUUAAAAAGCCCAUGGACAUGGAAAAAAUUCGAAGUCACAUGAUGGCCAAUAAGUACCAAGAUGUAGACUCUAUGGUUGAGGACUUCGUCAUGAUGUUUAAUAAUGCCUGUACAUAUAAUGAGCCUGAAUCUUUGAUCUACAAAGAUGCCCUUGUCCUACACAAAGUCCUGCUUGAAACUCGGAGAGACCUAGAGGGAGAUGAGGACUCUCAUGUCCCAAAUGUGACCUUGCUGAUUCAAGAGCUUAUCCAUAAUCUUUUUGUGUCAGUCAUGAGUCAUCAGGAUGAUGAGGGAAGAUGCUACAGUGAUUCCUUAGCAGAAAUUCCUGCUGUGGAUCCCAACUUUCCUAACAAACUACCCCUUACUUUUGACAUAAUUAGGAAGAAUGUUGAAAAUAACCGCUACCGGCGACUUGAUUUAUUUCAAGAGCACAUGUUUGAAGUAUUGGAAAGGGCAAGAAGAAUGAAUCGGACAGAUUCCGAAAUAUAUGAGGAUGCUGUAGAACUUCAGCAGUUUUUUAUUAAAAUUCGUGAUGAACUGUGCAAAAAUGGAGAGAUCCUUCUUUCACCAGCUCUCAGCUAUACCACAAAACAUUUGCAUAAUGACGUGGAAAAGGAGAAAAAGGAAAAAUUGCCAAAGGAAAUAGAGGAAGAUAAACUAAAACGAGAAGAAGAAAAAAGAGAAGCUGAAAAGAGUGAAGAUUCUUCUGGGACUGCAGGGCUCUCAGGCUUACAUCGCACAUACAGCCAGGACUGCAGCUUUAAAAACAGCAUGUACCAUGUUGGAGAUUACGUCUAUGUGGAGCCUGCAGAGGCCAACCUACAGCCACACAUAGUCUGUAUUGAGAGACUUUGGGAAGAUUCAGCAGGUGAAAAAUGGUUGUAUGGCUGUUGGUUUUAUCGGCCAAAUGAAACAUUCCACCUGGCUACACGAAAAUUUCUAGAAAAAGAAGUUUUUAAGAGUGACUAUUACAAUAAAGUUCCCGUUAGUAAAAUUCUAGGCAAAUGUGUGGUCAUGUUUGUCAAGGAAUACUUUAAAUUAUGCCCAGAAAACUUCAGAGAUGAGGAUGUUUUUGUUUGUGAAUCACGGUAUUCUGCCAAAACCAAAUCUUUUAAGAAAAUUAAACUGUGGACCAUGCCCAUCAGCUCAGUUAGGUUUGUCCCUCGAGAUGUACCCUUGCCGGUGGUCCGUGUGGCCUCUGUGUUUGCAAAUGCAGAUAAAGGGGAUGAUGAGAAGAAUACAGACAACUCAGAGGACAGUCAAGCAGAAGACAAUUUUAUCUUAGAAAAGGACAAAGAAGAUGUCCCUGUGGAAAUGUCCAAUGGUGAACCAGGUUGCCACUACUUUGAGCAGCUUCGUUACAAUGACAUGUGGCUCAAAGUUGGAGACUGUGUCUUCAUCAAAUCCCAUGGCCUGGUGCGCCCUCGAGUGGGCAGAAUUGAAAAAGUAUGGGUUCGAGAUGGAGCUGCAUAUUUUUAUGGCCCCAUCUUCAUUCACCCAGAAGAGACAGAGCAUGAACCCACAAAAAUGUUCUACAAAAAAGAAGUAUUUCUGAGUAAUCUGGAAGAAACUUGCCCCAUGACAUGUAUUCUAGGAAAGUGUGCGGUGUUAUCAUUCAAGGACUUCCUCUCCUGCAGACCAACUGAAAUACCAGAAAAUGAUAUUCUGCUUUGUGAGAGCCGCUACAAUGAGAGUGACAAACAGAUGAAGAAAUUCAAGGGACUGAAGAGAUUUUCACUCUCUGCUAAAGUGGUAGAUGAUGAAAUUUACUAUUUCAGAAAACCAAUCAUUCCUCAGAAGGAGCCCUCACCUUUAUUAGAAAAGAAGAUCCAGUUGCUAGAAGCUAAAUUUGCUGAGUUAGAAGGUGGAGAUGAUGAUAUUGAAGAGAUGGGAGAAGAAGACAGUGAGGUCAUUGAACCUCCUUCUCUACCUCAGCUUCAGACUCCCCUGGCCAGUGAGCUGGACCUUAUGCCCUACACACCUCCACAGUCUACCCCAAAGUCUGCCAAAGGCAGUGCAAAGAAAGAAGGCUCCAAACGGAAAAUCAACAUGAGUGGCUACAUCCUGUUUAGCAGUGAGAUGAGAGCUGUGAUUAAGGCCCAGCACCCAGACUACUCUUUCGGGGAGCUCAGCCGACUGGUGGGGACAGAGUGGAGAAACCUUGAGACAGCCAAGAAGGCAGAAUAUGAAGAGCGGGCAGCUAAAGUUGCUGAGCAGCAGGAGAGAGAGCGAGCAGCACAGCAACAGCAGCCGAGUGCUUCUCCCCGAGCAGGCACCCCUGUGGGGGCUCUCAUGGGGGUGGUGCCACCACCAACACCAAUGGGGAUGCUCAAUCAGCAGUUGACACCUGUUGCAGGCAUGAUGGGUGGCUAUCCGCCAGGCCUUCCACCUUUGCAGGGCCCAGUUGAUGGCCUUGUUAGCAUGGGCAGCAUGCAGCCACUUCACCCUGGGGGGCCUCCACCCCACCAUCUUCCGCCAGGUGUGUCUGGCCUCCCGGGCAUCCCACCACCGGGUGUGAUAAACCAAGGAGUAGCACCUAUGGUAGGGACUCCAGCCCCAGGUGGAAGUCCAUACGGACAGCAGGUGGGAGUAUUGGGGCCUCCAGGGCAGCAGGCACCACCUCCAUAUCCUGGCCAACAUCCAGCCGGUCCCCCUGUCAUACAGCAGCCAACAACACCCAUGUUUGUGGCUCCUCCACCAAAGACCCAACGACUUCUCCACUCAGAGGCCUACCUGAAAUACAUUGAAGGACUCAGUGCUGAGUCCAACAGCAUUAGCAAGUGGGAUCAGACUCUGGCAGCUCGAAGACGUGACAUCCAUUUGUCAAAAGAACAAGAAAGCCGCCUACCCUCUCAUUGGCUGAAAAGUAAAGGGGCCCACACCACCAUGGCAGAUGCCCUCUGGCGCCUUCGGGAUUUGAUGCUCAGAGACACCCUCAACAUUCGCCAAGCAUACAACCUAGAAAACAUUUAAUCACAUCAUUGUUUCUUUUAUAGAAGCAUAACGAAUUGUGGAACAGUAGCCAUUUUAGUUACUGGGGGUGGGGGAAAGGAACAAAGGAUAAUAAUUUUUAUUGCAUUUUACUGUACAUCACAAGGCCAUUUUUAUAUAAGGACACUUUUAAUAAGCUAUUUCAAUUUGUUUUUGUUAUAUUAAGUUGACUUUAUCAAAUACACAAUGAUUUUUUUGCAUAUGUUUCCUUUGUUUAAAACCAGUUUCAUAAUUGGUUGUGUAUGUAGACUUGGAGUUUUAUCUUUUUACUUGUUGCCAUGGAACUGAAACCAUCAAAGGUUUUGUCUUGGCUUGGGGUUUGGGGGCUCUUUUUGUUUUGGGGGUUUUUGUUUUUAUAAAAGAACAAACAAAAUGGAGAAAAAAUACACACCAGAGUUUACAGAUUCGUUGAUAAUGAAAUGUGAAGUUGUUCCUAGUUUACAUCAGACAGGGGAGUGUACUUGUGUUUGUUUCAUGUGCCUGAAUAUCUUAAGCCACUUUCCACAAAAGCUGUUUCUUAUAAGUGAAGUGAUGUGCUUCUUUUGAAAGGUGGUUAUGUAGGUUCAGAUAUGUGGCAGACAUGGCACAUUUGCUCUGUCAACUCAGAGGCUCAUACAGAAAUCUGUAAUCAGUGUUGUGCAUCUGUCUGCAGCUAGUGUACUUCUUGGCCACUGAGAGGGAAAAGCAUUUUUUUUUUUCUUGUGCUAAGUUACACAUCUUUGGUGUCAGUGAUUUUUCCAGACUUGUGCACAACCUUGAAUUAUAUUUAGUCCUAAAGGUAAGUUUAAGGGUACUUUUGAUUUAUUCAUAAUGAAUUCAGAAUUUAUGUCUAUACGUGUUAGAUGAUAUAAAAUUUUAAAUGUUUCAUUGAAAAACAUUGAAGUUCAUCUUGAAGAAAGCAUUAAAAUUUGCAUGGAGGUGAUUUUUUUUAAACAUAAUACCUGACCUAGCAGAGGAAGGGAGUGUGUUAACUAGAUUAAGAGCUGCAUCAGAAUUAUAAUUGUGAAAGGGUAGAUUACUUGUAUAUCCAAAUAUGUUUUAGUAUUCUUUAUUUCCUUAUUAUCAGAUGUGGCAUUUUUGUCUUCUAAGUUUAAGAAUUGUAAUUCUCUCUUUUUUAAAUUAGUUUCGCCAAUGAACUUGGAUUUUCUUCUUUUUUCUUUUUUUAUUAGAGGGUUAUAAUUCUCAAUCAAAAAUCUAAUACUUUCUAAAAUAUUUUCUGAAUUUAGCUUGUGUUUAUGAAUUACAGGAGAAGGGAAAUUAUAAUUUAAGAAAAUUCUCACUGGAAAGACCAUUACAGAUCCCAAACAGUUGAGUUUGGUGGUUCUCUCUUUCUUAUAUGACCCUAGAAUCAACAUUUGGAGGUAGUGUAUGAUACACAGUAAGAAGCAACAAACAUGGAACAUUAUUUCACUUGAGGGUAUGUUUUUGAAAUCUGCUUUAUUGUAAGAGGGGUGGUUGCCAUUGGAAGCUUCCACUGCUGUCUGUAAGUUGAGAGUGACUCUCAGAGGGCACUUUUUUCCUUUUAAUCUGCUAUGAAUCAAUACCCAGAUGUUUAAUUACUGUACUUAUUAAAUCAUGAGGACAAAAGUAUACAAUGGGAAAAGGUCUCUUAUUAUAGCUAGAUACUUUAAAUACGGGAGGCCCUUGUAACUUAAUUGCCUUUAGUCAACCACUGGAUCUCAAUUUUCAUCAAGUAUUUUAAAUAAUUUUGAAUUUUAAAAAAGUGUAUUGCAAUAGUAUGUCAGUAACCUUAUUGUUAAACUGAAUCUGAUAAAUCUUCAGUUCCUAGUUAUUUGGGCCAUUGAAUCAUCAUCGACUGUAUAAUAAAAUCAGAUUAUUUUGUUCCUUAGACAUCCUUGAAUUACACCAAAGAACCUGAAAUUUAGUUUUGGUUAAAUUAUUUAUUUAUUUCAUGCAUUCGUUUUAUCCCCCUUUUUAGGUUUGGAUGAGACUUCUUUGGGAAGCCUCUAAAAACUCUUCACUGUGGGCCAAUCAGGGUAUCAGAAGCCAGAGCAUUUCUCCAGGCUCCGUCCCAGCACCUAGAGGUGCUACAGAAAUCAAAGAUCCAACCAAGGGCUUCCCUAAAGCAGUGCAGAGCUGGCCCAGGGUGCCACUAGAAAGGCCCUAAUUAAGUUUAAAAAAAAAAAAAAAAGACCUAUGUAUUUAUUUUAGAAUCAUGUCUGUCUAUAUAUUAACUUGGAAAGUAUCAGUUAAUAUUUAGGAUAAAAGAUCAGAGGUCAGCCAUCUUCAAAAAAAGAAAAAUCCAGACAAAAGAAAAGUUUAAGUAAACUAUAUAUCUUUUCUUCAUAAGUUAUAGGAACUAUAGUAAUGUGGUUUAGAAAGUAUAACGGCCUGAAUGUUUUCAAAAUGUUAAGUCCCUGUGGAGAAUUGUUUAUAUGGGGGAAAAACCUAUAGGUUUAAAAUAGUAUUUGUUUGUCAGCCAACUGAUUUAAAAAAAAAAAGGCUUCUGUUGAUUUUUUAACCCACCUUUUCCUUCCUAUGAGGAAGAAUUAAGGGGGGCACUUAUUUGUGUAAAAUCCCCAAAUUGGUGUUAAUGACUUUUCCGCUUGGACGUCUUCAGAACUGAUUAAAACUUGCUUUAUUCUAAUUUCUGUAUCAUAUCAUCAUCUGAGGUUUAAGUGGCAACUAGUCUUAUAACAUGUAUGUAUCAUGUUUGUUCACCUAAAGCUUUUUAAUCCAAAUAAAAAUGGAGUUUGCAAAGUGAUUUGGAUUAA
Molecule: messenger RNA, 8159 nt
Organism: Nycticebus coucang (slow loris)
Lineage: Eukaryota; Metazoa; Chordata; Mammalia; Primates; Lorisidae
Gene: PBRM1
Product: polybromo 1
Exons: 33
Coding region: 292-5406 (1704 amino acids)
Biological process (GO): chromatin remodeling
Cellular component (GO): RSC-type complex
Molecular function (GO): protein binding; chromatin binding
Source: RefSeq, a predicted model, not a curated record